Molecule: messenger RNA, 2068 nt
Organism: Drosophila suzukii
Lineage: Eukaryota; Metazoa; Arthropoda; Insecta; Diptera; Drosophilidae
Gene: tbrd-2
Product: testis-specifically expressed bromodomain containing protein-2
Biological process (GO): regulation of DNA-templated transcription; chromatin remodeling
Cellular component (GO): chromatin; nucleus
Source: RefSeq, a predicted model, not a curated record
AAAAAUCAGAGCAAAACUUUCACCGUAAUCCAAAUUGCUUUUCUAAGCGAGUUCAACGGGUAAUCGGUGGACAAUUGGCGCACAAAGGUGAUAACAAUUCUAUAGUGCUGAACAAUAAGAUAAAUUGGCAGAAUGGCCUAUCACAAGCCCCUUUCCGUGAAACUGAAGCUCCCGAACCGCGUCCAGCCGGAGUUUAUUCCUCAACCCGGAAGAGAAGGCCAGUAUACCAAUAAGAUACACUACCUUAAGAGGCAUUUACUGGACGAGGUCAGCAAGAAGAAGUUUGCACUGGACUUUUUGGAACCAGUUGACACGGAGGCUCUGUUGGUGCCCACGUACUAUACCGUUAUUGAUCGCCCCAUGGACUUGGGAACCAUCCUGAAAAGGGUGCAGAACAAUUACUACAGGUCCGUAGAAGGGCUCAUCGCAGAUUUUCAGCUUAUCAUCCGCAAUUGCUUCAAGUUCAACCAACCGGGCGACAUGGUUUUCCGCAAGGGUCAGAUGCUGGAGAAGUUCUUUAUGAAGAAGGUCAAGGCCAUUCCCCCGGGUCCGGAGAUGCCCUGCAACAAGGAUCCCUUGGCGGGGGGCCGAUCCAGAGGUAAUGCCAGAAUGUUGGCCAACACCGCCCAAACGGAGCGCAUGUGCCGAGAUCAAUUGAAAAAGUUGCAGCACUUCACCAAUCAAGUGGAUGCCACGGCCCGUAACUUCUUCACUGGCAAGUGGGAUUCGUUGACCAAGAAGCUGGACAAGCACUACUUCAAGUCUUUUGGUGAGUUUCGCUCACAUGUGGAUGAUAUCUUCCGGAAGUACCACGAUCCGGCCAAAGCUAUCUACGAAAAAGCCUUUCUAAAGCCAGAACCUUGGACCGCUGCCCUGAUUGCAAAUCCCAGUUCCUUGGGCUGUGCUGUGUUGGCUGAUGCGGAUCUAAAUGAGCUACUGCAAGCCGCUAGGCUGACUGAGAAUGCCUUGGGGCAGUCCCUCCAGACGCAGGGUUCCUGGGAAGCAUCGAGGACAAGAAGUGCGGUUGAGGCCCUGUGUGCCAGUGUAAGCAAGGUGAAACUAAAACUGGAGGCAUCCAGACCAAACCCUCUAGAGGAAUCAUCAGGCAGUCGCAGUCAGAAGGAUGAACUAAAAGAACUCAAGCCAGCUCGGGACCUGCUCAACAGCAGCGAAGUGGACACUAUCAUGGCAGUGAGCUUCGAGUCCUCUGAUGAAGAGGUUAACGAAGCCCAAACAGAGCUGGCCAAUGACACGGAUAUAACUGCUAUUCAAAAACUAUUUUCCAAACUUUCAUCCCCAGAAAUGAGGGAGAUUAUCCACUUGAUCCAACAAAUGGAAGGAAUAUCCAAUGAGGGAGGCGCCGAUUUUGGCUUAGAUAUGUCGGGCUUCACACAGGGCACUUUGGACCUGGUGAAACAGAUCGUGAUCAAGGCGGUGAGGGCCAAUAGUAAGUUGAACCUCAAGGACAUGCCGCCUUCGGAAAAGGACUGCCUGCAGCGCUCGCUGCAAAAUCAGCUGGUGGAUAUUAACCGGGUGCUGAACAAAAAUCAGCGCAAAACUUCCAUUUCUCUGAUCAACCUCAGGGCCAAUCAGAAUAACGUCGCGCGGAAGAGACCAUGUGGCCCUAUGGCCGCCAAAAUGUAUACACCGCCGGCAAAGCUUAGUGCUAGAAAACCUGGUGCUGGAAAGCCUGGUGCUGGAAAACCUGGUGCUGGAAAAGCAGGUGGUGGAAAAUUCGGAAUGGGUAUUGGAGUGGGUGUCGGUGAGUGUCGCAAUCUAAGUGACACCAGCGAUGAUGACUGCGCUGAACCUAGUCCGCAGAAAAUGACUUUUGGCUCGUCUAUGUCCUUGGUUGCUAACAUGAUGAGCAGCAGCUUUGGCAACGUUUCUCAGCAGGGAUCCAAGUUGAGCAGCAGCUCCAGUUCCAGUUCCAGCUCGAGGUCCGGUUCAGGUUCUAGCUCGGGUUCCAGUUCGGGCAGCAGCUCCAGUUCCAGCAGCGAUUCCUCGGAAUCUGAGGACGAAGGACAUCCCCUUACCAAAGGCCGAUCGGGCAUUUUUCCUUAAGACU